Molecule: messenger RNA, 1041 nt
Organism: Parathielavia appendiculata
Lineage: Eukaryota; Fungi; Ascomycota; Sordariomycetes; Sordariales; Chaetomiaceae
Exons: 1
Coding region: 147-671 (174 amino acids)
Source: RefSeq, a predicted model, not a curated record
AUCCAAUGUCCUUGGACAGUCUCCUCUGCAAUUCGGUAAUCAGGUAGUACACGGUCUACGUAGAUUGUCUCGAUGCAUAUUCCGUAGUUGGUCCAGACUAAGGUACAGUACCUUAUUUCUUAGUUUCAGCCGCUCACAAGCAAUUCAUGCCCAAUGCUCAACGUUAUGUAAUCGAUGACUACAUGGAUUCACACAAACCUCCUCCCAUACUACAUAGGGUACUCUCUCUGUACAGACAUCUGAAGGGUGUUUGUCGCUCAGAACGCGAAAUAGGCCACAGUUCUCACCUUACUGGUACUCUACCGUCUGUUGCCUCCCAGGGGACUUCACCCCUCUUUCCAAAACAGACCCGUUCUGCGAUGCUCUCAAGGGACAGGCAGUGGCCAGUGGAGGAAGAGAGCCGUGCUCCAUCCAAGGACCGGCCAACAAUAACAAACUGGUCUAACCACCUGGACCAACUUUCCCUAGCUUCGCUAACCUGGUUUCCGUCUCUCGAAUCUCUUGGGCAGGCGCAGGCGGUGGCACAGGGCUGCGGCUGGCAUUGGCUGCCACCGUCCUGCCUGCGCCGCCGCCCGGAACCAGCCCUGGCCGUGCCACGACCUCGGUGCAGCUCUCGCCAAUGGCUGGCCGGUCUCGCUUGUGGAAUUAAGCACAGAACCAGACAAGACUAGGCAGGGCGAGGUCCUGCUGGCCAGAAGCAUCGAAGCAGCAGGCCAUGGCGUGUUUUGUGGCGUCGAAGCGAUUCCUCCCCUCAACAGAGGAAGGAGGAAGCAAGGGGAGCAGCGUUGCUUUCCUAUCGCCGCAACAUCAAGCAGUGAGUCGAGAGAAAAGACGCCGCCCAUGUCUCGAAGCUCACUGCCGACAAUACCUGUCCUUCCCGCUGGUCCCUUCGCCCUGUUCGAGUUGCCCUUCUCAGCACCCGAGUUGGUCCUCAGUUCGAUGUUGUGAAACAGUGGUACCGGAGUCAACCCCGACGAAUCCUCACAACAAGGGAAUCUCCGUUAAUGACCUCCCUUCUUAGAAAAAUACAUAGCAAAUUGU